Myxocyprinus asiaticus (Chinese sucker) is the source of this 1464-nucleotide messenger RNA. Its product is annotated as cobalamin trafficking protein CblD-like. Gene Ontology annotation, cellular component: mitochondrion. Gene Ontology annotation, biological process: cobalamin metabolic process. The transcript has 8 exons. Bases 114 to 1013 code for a protein of 299 amino acids. NCBI's taxonomy places the organism in Eukaryota, Metazoa, Chordata, Actinopteri, Cypriniformes, Catostomidae. The record is from RefSeq and is a predicted model, not a curated record.
GCGUCGCUCCAUCAUUACGUCACAAGUCACGUUUCUCAGCGUGCUGACGUGAUCAGCAGACUCUGGAGAAGACAAACAGGAGGAUAAAGUGAAGUGGACCCGUCUACACCAGUAUGGCGAGUGUGCUCUGCAGGAGGGCCAGACAGGUGAGCCGGUCAUUUGCGGUUCACGCACUGGCUCAGAGAAUGGCAAUGUUGAGAGGAUUUUCAGCAGCUGGUUCAUCUGGUUCAGAUGAGCCUUAUAUAGCUUUACCAUCCCAAGACUCAGGUCCUAGAACAGUUUGGCCAGACGAAAUGAUGGGUCCAUUUGGGCCUCAAGACCAGCGCUUCCAGUUGCCGGGCAACGUGGGCUUCGACUGUCAUCUUAAGGGCACAUGGUUACAGAAGAAAGGGCCAGUACAUUGGACCAUCCCGGACGUUCUGUCUGCCCCAUCCAGCAUGGAGCGGCACGAGUUUAUACUCGCCCAGUUUGUUAAUGAAUAUCAGGGUAAAGAAGUUUCUCUCAUGGCACAGCGAGUCAGCAAAGCAGAACACUAUUUUAAUCACUCAAAUGUAGAAUGUUCCAUGCAUUCCUGCCCAGAGCUGCUAAAGAAAGAGUUGGAACUAUUUUUCCCUGCACUUCCUACAAGUCCCAUCACGGUUGUCACGGUAACACAGAGAAAUGAAAUGGUGGAUACAGAGGAAUUGGACAGAGACCACAAACAACUGCUUGAUAAUUUUGUCAGAGGUGCUAAAGAAAUCUGCUUCAUGCUGUGGAGAGGAGGCUAUUGGGCAGAUUUCAUAGACCCGUUAUCGGGGAAAGCUUUUUUCGGAGACCAGACACAGGACUCUAUCCUGCAUGAAGACGUUCACCGUCAUGCUGGCUUUCACAUCGAGGACCUGGCAUCCUGUACGGUGAUACGUCAUGUCUUAAACACACCGUUUGUGUUAACACUGAUCACUAACGCACCUUCCAACAGUCAGAUCAUGGAGAAACUUCAAGGACACUUCAUUGCUUCAGAGCAAGGGGACUGACAGACCUUUUGAAAUUUGCACAGUAUCUCAAACUGUUUCUUAAUUUCACUUAAUUUCGAGAGAUUUGAAUGGAAACUUACCAGUUGUGAUGUUGCGUAAAUGCUGUGAUCUGAUUCCCAAAAUGCACAGCACAAAUGCAGUUUAUUUAUAAAAUGUGAACACUUAAAACUAGCAAUGUCGUAUAACUAACACACAGUAAUACAAACUAUUUCAGACAUACAUGAAAAUGUUAAACCAGGUUUGAAAUCACAUGGUGCUUUACAAAAAUAUCAGCCUUUUUUUUUUUUUCUUCACACCGUUGGUGUUGACUUGAGAGAACGUACUGUUGGUAAAAUAUCAUCUAGAUUCUACGCAAACUGCAAAAAUGUAUGUACAUUAAUUUGGUUAGCUAUGACUUGCAGUGUUUCUGAAAUUCUUGAUGAACUGUGAAUAAAGUUUUUGGUCUCACUCA